AUGUCAACUCCGCGCGUCGGCUGCCUGCUGCGUCCGUAUUCGCCGUAUUGGAGCGACUUUGUGGCCAAAGAGUUCCGCAUCCUGGUGAAGCUGCAGCCGGAGGGACCAAUGUCUCGGCACCUGCAAGCUGUACAGCCCGACGAUCUGCUGGAAUUCCGUGGUCCCAUCGGGCAAUACGUACACGAUCCACAGCCGGCCAAGUGCAUCUAUAUUAUCGCCCAGGGAGUUGCUAUUGCACCCACUCUGCCGCUGGUUCGGCAGGUGCUGGACAACGAGGAAGAUAUGAGUCGCCUGUGGCAUUUGGUGUGCGCUCGUGACCUGCAGCAUGUCUACUUUCGCGAGGAGAUGCUUGAGUUCGCCCAGUUCUGGAACUACAGGAGCUGCCUCCACCUGCCGCAUCAGCAGUGUGACUCCUCCGCUUGCCAGGAGGCGGGCCACUGUGCCCAGCAGUGCCCUCAGCUCCGGGACAAUCUACGCUACAAGGAGACGGCAAAGGUGUCCCGAUUAGAUGCCGCCGAACUAGCAACCCACCUCAAUCCCGCGAUUCCCGGACAGCGCGUCCUCAUCGUGGCUGGAGAUUCAAGUUUUCAAAAGAUCAUCGCCCAAAUAGGAACACAAUCAUUGGACGUAGAUCCGGCAAACAUUUAUAUGUUGUAAUUGCCGGGAGAAACUGUAGAUGCUUAUAAAUAUUUGAUAUUGUUUAUGAA
This is a messenger RNA of Drosophila sechellia, 707 nucleotides long. Its product is annotated as NADH-cytochrome b5 reductase-like. Bases 1 to 657 code for a protein of 218 amino acids. The transcript is spliced from 2 exons. Lineage: Eukaryota; Metazoa; Arthropoda; Insecta; Diptera; Drosophilidae. The record is from RefSeq and is a predicted model, not a curated record. Gene Ontology annotation, molecular function: oxidoreductase activity.